AUGGAUGCUCUGACGUUGGCUCUGGCGUCGGCUCUGGCGUCGGCUCUGGCUCUGGCGUUGGCUCUGGCGUCGGCUCUGGCGUUGGCUCUGGCGUCGGCUCUGGCUCUGACGUUGGCUCUGGCGUCGGCUCUGGCUCUGGCGUCGGCUCUGGCGUCGGCUCUGGCUCUGGCGUCGGCUCUGGCUCUGGCGUCGGCUCUGGCUCUGGCGUCGGCUCUGGCGUCGGCUCUGGCUCUGGCGUCGGCUCUGGCGUCGGCUCUGGCUCUGGCGUCGGCUCUGGCUCUGGCGUCGGCUCUGGCGUCGGCUCUGGCGUUGGCUCUGGCGUCGGCUCUGGCUCUGGCGUCGGCUCUGGCGUCGGCUCUGGCGUCGGCUCUGGCGUCGGCUCUGGCGUCGGCUUUGGCGUCGGCUCUGGCGUCGGCUCUGGCGUCGGCUCUGGCGUCGGCUCUGGCGUCGGCUCUGGCGUCGGCUCUGGCGUCGGCUCUGGCUCUGACGUUGGCUCUGGCGUCGGCUCUGGCUCUGGCGUCGGCUCUGGCGUCGGCUCUGGCUCUGGCGUCGGCUCUGGCGUUGGCUCUGGCUCUGGCGUUGGCUCUGGCGUUGGCUCUGGCGUCGGCUCUGGCUCUGACGUUGGCUCUGGCGUCGGCUCUGGCUCUGGCGUCGGCUCUGGCGUCGGCUCUGGCGUCGGCUCUAAGGUCGGCUAACUUCUUAUGUGGUUCCAGGAGGAUGGACGGGCGGCGGAACACGUUCACCGAUUGGUCGGAUGAUGACACGGACGGCGAGAUCGACGACCACGACGUGAACAAGAUCCUGAUUGUGACGCAGACGCCGCCGUAUCUACGCAAACACCCGGGCGGCGACCGCACCGGCAACCACACGUCACGAGCAAAACUGUCCAGCGAGUUCGUCAAAGUCAUCAACGACGGACUCUUCUACUACGAACAAGACCUGUGGGAGGACACGGAGCCGGAGUACGCCACGAUUAAGCAGGAGGUGGAGAACUUUAAGAAGGUCCAUCUGAUCAGCAGAGAAGAGUUCGACUGUUUGACUCCUGAGCCUCCAGUGGACCUUAACCAGGAAGUGCCUCCAGGACCCCCCAAGCCCCAGCACAUCCCCACAGAUGCUCUCGCCAACAAACUCUUCGGGGCCCCGGACCCCUCGUCGAUAGCCCGCUCUCUCCCCACAACCGUCCCGGAGUCGCCUGGUUUCCGUAGCAACAGGACGCCGCGGACGCCGCGCACGCCGCACCGUAAAGAUGCCACGAUGACGCCGCGGUUUUACCCCGUGGUGAAGGAGAGCCGACCUGUGGACGCCAAGACGCCGCGUAAGAGGAAGACCCGGCACAGCUCGAACCCGCCGCUGGAGUGCCACGUGGGUUGGGUCAUGGACUCCCGAGAGCACCGAUCCAGAACCGCCUCCGUCAGCUCCUCCACCGCCAGCCCGUCCGAGGCCACGCCCGUCCUGGGCACCAUCGGCGCCACGCCUCAGUCUCUGCCCAAGUUCCAGCACCCGUCCCACGAGCUGCUCAAGGAGAACGGAUUCACGCAACACGUCUACCACAAGUACCGCCGACGCUGCCUCAACGCGAACCACACGGUGAUGGAGGAGGUGAUGGAGGAGGUGAUGGAGGAGGUGAUGGAGGAGGUGAUGGAGGAGGUGAUGGAGGAGGUGAUGGAGGAGGUGAUGGAGGAGGUGAUGGAGGAGGUAAUGGAGGAGGUGAUGCAGGAGGUGAUGGAGGAGGUGCUGGAGGAGGUGCUGGAGGAGGUGGUGGAGGAGGUGUUGGAGGAGGUGAUGGAGGAGGUGAUGGAGGAGGUGAUGGAGGAGGUGAUGGAGGAGGUGAUGGAGGAGGUGAUGGAGGAGGUGAUGAGGAGGUGA
Molecule: messenger RNA, 1866 nt
Organism: Knipowitschia caucasica
Lineage: Eukaryota; Metazoa; Chordata; Actinopteri; Gobiiformes; Gobiidae
Source: the annotation of a GenBank genome assembly